UUCGACUAGGCCUAGUCGUAGCGGCGGCCAGCGGGAGGGCGUAGCCGUAGUCUUGGCCCACGUCAUUCUGUGCCCCGGGUCAGGUCACCGCCCGGAGGGUAUGGGAAGAGAAAUGAAGAAGACUGGUACUCCCAGACCCUUCCGUAUCGAGGACCCCAAUCAACAACCCACCUGGCAUGAUCAACCAGAGAUGAGGUCCCACUAUUUUGCCCAGGCUGGUCUUGAACUCCUGGGCUCAAGCAAUCCUCCUCCCUCAGCCUCCCAAAGUGCUGGGAUUACAGGUGUGAGCCACUGUGCCCAGCCCGGAGAACAUGAUCUUAACCAUACUGUCUCCCAAGUGAAAGAUUCUGUCUUUCUAAGACAUCUGGAGUCAGACAGACCUGAGUUCAAGUCGUGCCUUCCUCCCCACUUUACUGAACCUUCAGUGAGUCUUUCUACCUCAGAAGGCUGUGAGGAUGCCAUGGGGUAA
This is a messenger RNA of Pan troglodytes (chimpanzee), 469 nucleotides long. RefSeq lists its product as uncharacterized. The record is from RefSeq and is a predicted model, not a curated record. Lineage: Eukaryota; Metazoa; Chordata; Mammalia; Primates; Hominidae. The transcript has 3 exons. The coding region runs from base 101 to 469 and encodes 122 amino acids.